CAUUCGCGUUCAACAAUUUUCAACCACACAAACAGCAGCGGAAAAGAAAACGAAGAGAGAAGGCUAAUUAGCAAACUGUUUUUCUCCGUGUUCGUGUGCGCUGUGCCGUGUAUCAAUAGAAUUGUACAGCGUCCUAUUAUCAGUGAUGAUGAUAGCUAGCGUCUCCUCAUGAAACGCAGUGAAACGGGUCAGACAUUUUGCAUCUCAUAAUCCUUGUUUACAAAACAACAAGCAGUAGCCUCGGGACGACGGAUCCGCAACAGGAGCAACUUCCGCAACAAUGGUGGCACGUGCGGGACGCAGCCGUUUCUUUGCCUGCCUGGGGCUGCUGAUACUUAUGGUGGGCUUCGUCACCAUGUUCCACAACUCCCAGCAACAGCUAGACGAGCUGCGGCAGCUGGGGUUACGGUGCGAGCAGCAGCAGAAGUCCGUCCAGGCGCAGAUGGAAGUGAUCGUCGAUCAGAAGCUGCGGCUGGAGAACUCGCUCGAAUCGGAACGCAUGAUAAACGAUGCCAAUCGGAAAGAGUUGAAGCAGAAGGCAAAGGAGGAGCAGGAAGAGCACAGCAAGUCCUCCAUGGAGGCCAACAUUCGGUACGCUUCCCUGCAGCAGCAAUGCAAUCUGGUCAAAAGCCAGCUCGGUGACCUUACGGAAGAGUGUAGCCGCAGCAAGAAGCAGCAGUCAGAGGAGAUCAAUUCGCUGCGACUGAAGGUUUCGGAGUUGCAGGGAAAGGUACAGCGGUACAAACAGGAGUCAGCCAACGAUGCAGAACAUUUGAAGGCUCAAAUAGUACAACUUAAGAGCGAUAAGCUCAACCUGGAGGCAACCUUACGCCGCCAGCUCGGCGAGAAGGAUCAUGUGAUCGAGAAGAUGCGUGAUUUGGCGACGAAGAUGGAGAAAGAAAAUGCCCAUUACCUCGAGAACUGCAAGCUACCGACAGGUCAGCUUCCGAAGCAGCAUCACCGUUACCGAGACGUGCUGGAAGCACUGUCCAGGGACGCCGCAGCGAACGCCAACGCACCGGCGCACAAUUUCAACGAGCAGCUAUCCGUGAGUGAUGAUUUGUACCGCAUACCGGUAGCAUUAAAAGCGCGACACUUUGCUGCCACCCCGGUCAACCUUUCGGGUGCCAGCUCCACCACGGUAUCUAUCGGUCUAUUGCCCUCAACCUCCAUUCCCUCUUUCGCAACUAACAACAAACAAAGGCCCGGCGGUAUGGUGGUGGUGCCGAAUGAGUCCGAAGAACAGCAAGAAACGCGUGUCAUUGCCAACCCGUUUGAGGUUGUACCCCGUGCCGAUCCGAACAGCGACCGCCGGAACCCUGAAGCGGUGCCGAUGCGCUCGCGAACUAACCCCACUGCUGACGGUUCCCCGCUACAUCCGGCGCUCGAUGGUGGUAUCAUUAAUUCUGUGGAAAAUUUUCAGAUCAUUCCAAAACCGCUGCCGGCGGUACCCGUUCCGGAAGGCGCACAGCAGGCCAACAAUGUGCUGCAGGAACCACACUUGAUGAAGACUUCCACAUCCGUCUCGACCAGCGGCGGGAAGCGAUCAUCUGAUCGUAACCUGCAGCUUCCAAUAUUGGCCGCACCGACCGUACUGCCCGGUCCCUCGUUGGAGCACUCAAGCAAGCGAAGCAACAAUGGCGCGGAUGGCGGUGGAGGAACUCUCUCCGGGAGCAGUGGCAAAAGCAGUAGCAGUACAACGACUUCCACUACUACUAAUGCAUCGAUAAGAAAGGCCGCUGGUGCGGCACCCAAUCGGUCGGUAGGAUCAGCGGCACGGAAACCGCUAAGCAACCGGCACACGAAACAGGUCCCUGUUGGAAUCGUACCGUUCCCCGAUAUCAUGCCAGACCUGGAGCAAAACAUAAGCGAAAACAUCCUGGACAAUCGAUACGCCAAUGUGGCUGCCGCUGCUGCGGGUGGAUCGACAGGAGGCGGUCGUCCCAUUGGUGAUGCCGCUAGUUCGGUGGCAGUGGGUUCCAAGAAAGGUUCAGCUGACAAGCAGCGGCGACAUGGUGGGGCUGAUUUGAACUUCCUAAACGGUGGUGGAGUUAAUCCAGUGGACGACAAUGGUGCGCACGAAGUGCAAGAUACAGAGAUGAGAGCAAAACAUUCCCCCGGAGCCGGGGGGCUUGGGGCGUUGGAUGGUGAGCGUAGGGCGGAAGCUGGAGGUCCAGCGGCCGUUGCCGCCGCCGCCGCCUCUGCCGACGAUGAUCAGCUAGCCAUGGGCAACGAAAACAAUCUGAAUGCGGCAGAAGAGGACACCAAUCUGUACGAUAACGCAAACGAUGGCGGUGUCGGGCUUGGCAACAACAAGGUACAGUUUGGUGGGGACCAUCAGCAGCACCACCUCGAUUACAACGAUGUGAUGGUGCCGGGGGGGCACGGUAUCGGUCGGCAGCAUAUCGGAUCCAAACGGCGCGAUGGCGCGGCUGCCGGUGGUGGCAUUGACAGCAAGGGCGUCAUCAUAGAUCGGUUGGGUGAUAAGCUUAUCAACGAAAUUGCUCACGAUCACGGCAAGGAGGGUGAUAAUUAUCCGAACGAAAUGGAAGAUCUGCAUCUGGUGGGAAACGAAGCCGAAGAAGAGGAUGUGAGCGAUUACGAUGAUCCGACGGCCCUGAAGCAAGGACAUGCCGAACGCAACUAGAUGUGUUCAAUGUCAUGGACAAAAAGAAAUCAACCUACGCCACAACAACAUCCGUAGCACAACACAACCUCCUGACUGAUAGCGUUUGGUGAGCUGCUGCAGACUGCGGACUGAACCUGCUGCUUAGCCCAAUAAGCAUGCAAGUGAGAUUUAGGUCAAAUAUUGCACAGACAUAUUCCAUCGCUGGCUCAUCUCAUCUCACCAACGAAUCAUUUGCAUAAAUAGCGUUGAGAAGUGGACAUCGAGUUCAACCAGAUCCAGCAGUUCCAUUAGUGUAACUUUUUCGUUUUUCUGUCUCAUUUGUACUUGUUAAAUGUUUGCACUUGCAUUAGACGUAUUUGUGUCCUUUGCCAUGACCCUACCAGCCUGCGAACAGCUCCGUUCUGACUGGUUGUUCAAUCAUCUGUUCAUCCGACGCAAUUAAUUUUAACCAAACAGACUUAAUGGGCAGCAUCAGUAGACAAAACUCUCACGGCAAACAAUCAACCGUUACCACCUCCACUCUCGUCUCUAAUCGGUAGAUCUCUUCAGCUUUCUUAAUGUUGAUUCUGUAUUUUAUAAGCGUUUCUAAACCUAUUUUCACGGCUCCCUCUUUUAGUCGUAGCUGUUGAUUUUGUAUCCUGUUAUCUAUACUAGUGUCUCCAACAAAUGCCAUAUUUGUUACUUUAAUUUAUUGUUUUUUUUUUAACAAAGCUUACACAUCUCAUCCCUCUCGAUAGUACUAUUACUAUCUGUGCGUUUGCGGUUAUUGGAAUUUUGAUACUCAAAAGGAAUGAAAGUUACACAAAACAAUGAAAAAGCUACUUAAGUCUUCGCAUUGGAGACAUCACGACACAAAAAAAAGUGGUAGGAAGUGCAAGCGCAACAACACACGCCCGAAGAACAAUACUUAAUUUGUACACGAAAACUCAGCUUAGCAGAACCCAUCUGCUCUGGGCCGCCGCCCCCCUCUCUGUCGUUUAUAUUAGUGAAUAAGCAAGAAAGUUUUGCGUUAGCGUGUAAGUAUGCAGCAAGCAAAUCGAAUCGAAAUAUGUAUAUGAUGUGAUCGAGGUUUUUCUUUUCACACCCCCUACACAUUGCCGCGGGUAGAAAACAAACCAAGCACAAGCCCCGUGUCUCUGUUUUAAUCAGGCGAAUUUCUGGUUUAAGGAGAAUUCUUAGCAUAGCGUAGAGUUUGUACGACCGAAAACGCAAGUAUAUAUAGCUGAAAAUCGUACUGGGUGAGUGUUGUAACAACAGACAUGAAGGUACAAUAAAAAUGUAUUCCUUAAAAAUA
Molecule: messenger RNA, 3923 nt
Organism: Anopheles stephensi (Asian malaria mosquito)
Lineage: Eukaryota; Metazoa; Arthropoda; Insecta; Diptera; Culicidae
Product: homeotic protein female sterile-like
Exons: 3
Coding region: 281-2647 (788 amino acids)
Cellular component (GO): Golgi membrane; Golgi apparatus
Source: RefSeq, a predicted model, not a curated record